This is a messenger RNA of Spirometra erinaceieuropaei, 6790 nucleotides long. NCBI's taxonomy places the organism in Eukaryota, Metazoa, Platyhelminthes, Cestoda, Diphyllobothriidea, Diphyllobothriidae. The record is from the annotation of a GenBank genome assembly.
AUGACGACCACCCUUACAACCGAUGAUCACAUUCCCGGUGACGCGUCGCCAUUGAUCGCCAUCAUCUCCAUAAUCGCUGUCAUAACCCCUGCGAUGGCGACGGCUGCCAGUUUCCCCACUAUCUCAACCAGAGAAAACGCUCCCGACGCCUCGUCAAUCACUACCCUCACUAUCGCGCCCCCAACACCAAUGAUGCUGACUCCAUCCAACCUGUACUCGUUGAGUUUGCGCACUGACCCUACACAUCGGCCUGGCAGGUCACCUGUGAAUCCGUCGUACAGUGAUCGGUACAUCAGCGCCAGGAGCCCUUACAUCCACCCGCCACAUCCGCGUCCACUGUCCGCACUGUCCACGCACAUUCAUACACUGAAUGGGCCUACUCAGUCAUACUCAUAUCCACGACAGUGGAAUUCACCGCAAUGUCGACUCACAAAUCAUACCUUACUUAACAACACAGCCCAGGUCCUCAGCUUUCAUAGCAAUACCGCCCGGUAAUGCACAAACGGGACUGUGUGAGGACGCUUUUCGACCGGGUAAAAACGCACUUUAGCGAGCCCGAAGGAAGGAUGCAAGCGCUACGGCAUUCCAGGGACCAAUUGGCAAAGAACGGCUAUCCGACUAGUUUCAUCAGCAGCUGCCUACGUAUGCACCCAUGACGGACAAAGAAAAGAGAGACGCCAACAGGUUGACACUCCCUACCGUACAUGAAGAAUGUGUCCGAGGCCACAGAACGCAUUGCGGUAGAGUUAGGCGUGGGCAUCUCCCACCAUCCGCGACUAUCCUACGUAGCAUAAUCAGGAAGAUGAAGGACCGGCUGGACGCAGUUAGACGAUAGGGCGUAGUCUAUUAAAUUCCGUGCUAUAAAUGUUCAUGCCAUUGCACAGGCCAAACAGGACGACGUCUCAGCCAACGAAAAUUCGAGCACAAACGGGUUAUUCGGAGAGGCGACCCACUAUCGUUGGGGGAAGGCCAUGAGUUCGACUUCGCUAACACGCGGGUAUUAGCGCGGACAGACAACAAGACGGGGUGGGAACUGUUGGAGGCGUGGGUUUCGGACACUAACUGCAUCGAUAGACACAUUGACUUGCCUGCGUGUCAUCACGCACUGCGCCCACGCAGCCAGGUUGCGCAGCUCGCAUUGCCGUGAAGGAGGAACGCCGUAACCAUGCCGGAAGACCAUUGCGGGUCAGGCAGCGCCAACCAGACCUAGCCACGGACGCAACAUCACACCCCCUCACGGUACAACGGUAUGGACGUUCACACGUUGUUGCACUCUAACAGUCUCUGAGCGUGAACUCCUGUUCGAGUUCGGAAGCUAAAAUCCAUAAGGCUAUCGCUCCAGUGAUCGUACCUUUGUCUUCUUUUAAGAAGUGUGUUUUUCGACUUCUCCUUCAUGUAGCCUUCCCGCUGUGCGUGAGAUCCAAGUAGUCUACUCUUGAGUGCAACCUCGAAUUGCGCGUAUGGAGGGCCAGACCGUGUGUCUGGUACGCCCAGACGAGCUGUUCUCAGCUCUGUUAGCCAGGUGUCCAAAUCUCAGCACUAGCUGGUUGACUGUUUUGAGGAGUCGGCCGGUGCACGGGAAAGGAUAAAACGAGUCUCUUGACGCACGAUUCCUCACUAUCAACAAUCUUACGCGAUUGAGACAAAAAACACACAAAACACGUCAGCGCACUGCGUGUUUUUGUGUGUGGACAACUGGUGGACUGAUAGUCAGACUGCGAUGGCUCCUUCGUAAUGGAAUUCUCACAUAUGUGAGAUCCGAGCUGUUGUAGCCCUAUGCACGGACAGAUCGUGUACGUGGCGCACGCGCGCAGACAGGCCCUCCUUCUCUGUCAGCUACCCCACCCACUCCCGCGUCAGACAGCUGACCGGGUCGGACGCGGACUGGUGCCCAGAAGCGGUGAGUGUGAGGUCGGCGGCCUCAGCGCAUAUUCCUCAAUACAAACAAUCUGAUGCGGUCCAAUCUGUCCCGGUGCGCUAAAAGCCCCGACUUGGAAGACUGCCAUCCAACAGGUUAAUUCGGUUCUCCUCUGAGAACGGAGAGUCAGGCGGCAUUAGCUCCUUCUUAAUGUGGCCCUUAUGGCACUCCCACUCAGUAUGGAUUCAAGCCGUUACCUUUUCCUGUUGCGCAAAAUCUUGGUAAUUUGUAUGUGGUGGACCGGAGAGUGCGGUGGCACGCCUAGAUGCGGGUUCUCACCCCGCCCCCCUUUUGCGCCUCCGGUCUUCUUGACUCUAUCUUAACCUCGGGUCCAUAUAGAAAAGCAGGGGAGAGUGCGGAAAUUGCUGCGCAAAUAAACUAUCCUUACAAACUAAAUCCCGUGCAAGUCACUGUCCCUGCUCCCAUCCUGCAAUAGAGCACACAGUGGACAUCGUCGGCAACGACGGUCGAACGCCAUUAUGCCUGUCGGAAUUGCUGCUUUAACAGCGGACUCAAAAUAUCACGUAUAUUUUCCAGUCUGCCCAUAAAUAUGUGAACGCUAAUGAGCCCUAAAAGACUUUUGCAGUCGGUUAAGUCCGGGCUUAGUACGAGUUCGUGAAGUCUGCCAUUUACUCAUCCUACUGAUAUUUCUGGUUCCAGGCAAUCAACCCUAACUGUCGCUACACCAUAUCCCUAUCUCUAUAUCACUCACGAAAAUAUGAGUUUUUUCAUCUUGUUAAUCGAUGGGCAUACUCCGUGAAAGUCCCUUUUCCUUCGGCGAAUUACAUGGAGAUCGAAAUUUUAAAUACUACAAAUGCAUCGAAAUGCCCAUACUGGCUCCGCUUUGCGCAUACUUAUCUGCUUGUUUAAUUGGAUAUGGCUACUAGAGCCAUGAGCAUUUACAGGACGAAAAAUGUGGGCAGAGGACUCCACACGGAGGCAGGGAAUCCAAAAGUUCAGCUCUUCCCCGAGAGCUACCCUAUUGCCUAAAGUCUGUAUUACGAAAGCGACUAUAAUCUAUUGCAGUUUUUUUAUUAUUUGCUUCUACAAGACAUGCCCCACAACUCAGCAACAGAACUUAACUCAGACCGCAUUCAGCUUGUCCUGCGUGUCAGAGACACCCACUGACGGCGAACUCGUCAUAUUUUACCGUAUAUUCUGUCAUCGUCAGUUAAAAAAACUUAACUCAGUACGAACAGGGUCAUCCUUGAGAAAUUACCCCGGCUGCACUAUGGCCUUGUACUGUCCAGGCAACGAUGGGUUGGGUUUAUGAGAUUAGAAAUGUUCAAGUGAGGAAGAGGAAGACGGAUUGAUCGCCGAAUAUUUUUGAAAAUAGCUGCGACUCAAAAGCCUACCUUUAAAUGAGACUUGCACGUUACCCUCGUGGACGGCCGCUGAUAUUGCAAAAAAGAUUUCGAGUUAUGUCUCUCAUGUGGUUUUUCCAAACAAUAUUUUCUGAAUGUGGAGGUCCUCUUCAACAGUCUUGUGGGGAAGGGCGUUGCUCCAGAAAGGUAAUUCUUCACUAGUCAGCUACUGAAACAAUUGUAGUAGAAAUGUUCUGCUGGACAAAAAUGCCUGUUGUCAUCAGUAAGCAUUUGCUUCUUGUAAAUCGACUGUCCAAGACUAGCCACUCUUUUGGCAAACGUCAGUCUUCCGUAAGCAACCGCCGGACCAUUCGUCCAAAUACAGGCAGGAAAUGGACGUGGCUGUGGGCUUGACACUGCAUGGAGACCUAAUGGGUAUACCAAAACCCAGCGAUGAGACCGAACCACUCCCAACUUCGCUGUUCACGGAGAAUGCUGUGAAUGAUGCAUUAGGGGCAAAUUUGGACCCAUAUGUCUUCGAAUCGACUGGAAGUUCGACAUACACAAACUGAAAUACUGAGGACGAAAUUUUCCCCACACACCGACACUGACAACAUACGUUUGAGGCCCCGAACAGUCCUGUUGGACACUUUCUCAUCCACCCCGGCGGCAACGCCUUAAACCCUCCUAAUCACAGCCCGGAACGCCAAAAAAGUCGGGGAAACCGUCCCGAGCUUCCCUAAACCUAACUAUAAUUUCCGACCAAGGUUCAGUCUUAUCAACAAAGUCAUCGUAUUCAGCUCGGCAAGAGCACAGUCAGCUGAUGGAUGACGAUUGCUAUCUGUGUCCACACCGUAUAAACUCGUCUCCACGGAGACCGUAAAUUCCAGCCUUGUAGUAGCCUCAUGCGGUAUCUACGGAUUCAGCAAGCCCCGAAUGGAAGGCCUUUAACGCCCUCAAAUUCAAACAACAUUUCUGAGAAAAAAACGGGAGCGUUCAAGUUUCGUUGACAUUAGCGUUCACUUACUCCCACCCAUCCACUAAUUUAGGGAUAUAUUUUAGAUAUAAGUCUCCGACAAUGGUUGUAUGCAUAAUAAAGCUUGUUUCUACCAUAUCGGUCGUCGCCAUUCAGUGAGGCCUCAAGCGCAGACCGCACGCCAGAGUCUUAAACUCAAGUAAGUUGGUCAUCGAUCAACACUCUCACUGCUGUACCGCCCGCCACAUCUCACAUCCAAUGAGUUGAGGAGUAUUAAGGCACACGGAUUUCGCACGUAUCGGUUGCAAGACGGCACUGCAUGCAACGAACGACGUCCAUGUGAUGCUGAACCAUACCUUCUUUUCUACUUUACAGAACCUCAAAGUCAUUUUCGGUUCCUACGUUGCCCAUAGGGAUCAUAUUUUAAGUAAAAAAGGUUUAAAUUAAGAGAUACUAACCGUCUACCCGUGCCGGCCUUUAUGGGAUGAUUGUUGAAGUCGUUCUGUGAGAGGCUAAAGUCUUCAGCACAACGGCUUAGCAGAUGAGGCAACAGGGGCUCCCGUUCAUUGAGCUCCUCGUCCUCAUGCAGCCAUUGGUUAGCGUUUAAUGUGCGUGGAUGUCCACAAAUGAGUCCAAAUGGGUUGACUGUGAGUUAGUGAAACAGGAGAGUAUCAGAAGCAAUCUGGUCAAAACAUCAGCACCUUUAACGCCAGUAAGUGGAAACGGACCUGGGCCGCUGGAACAGAGGUCGACUUGCCAAAAUUUCUAGAUUAGCUUUCCAAAAGGCAAAAUGAUGAGAAACCCACUAUUCACAAACUGAAAUGUCUGCAAGAACGCGUAUGGCAGGUGACGUAACUGGCGAAGCACCCGCAGGUAUUGCGGCCUCUAUGCGUCUCUAGAAACCCAUUUCUAUCUCUGAUGACGAAUUCCGGUCUGAAUUCGAAACAUCAGACAGAUAAGAUUUAAUUUCCAACCAUCGAGUCUUCUUCUUUUCGUGUGUACGGAGGCUGAACACAUUCUACUGCACUAUGGAUUUUUCUUAGCAAAACGAUUUCGGUCAGAUAUGGUUAUGUAGCCGGACCUGAGGUAAACAAACUCCAGUCACCUGUUACCUGGGACCGGUGGUAAUAGGGGGUUUUAUAGGUUGAGGCUGGGGAACGCACAGGCGACGAGUUCAAGUAACUGUGUGCAAAAGAAAAGCUAUUGGGAAUGCGCAGUUGUAAUUUGAGUGGUUGAGAAAUUGUUGCUCUAACCCGAAACCCUACCCCCAACAGUAUUGUGUCCAUCAUGUGCGACCACAUAACCACAUCUUACUAAAAUAUCACCAAUUGAUAGUUGUGGGCAGACCGUCGAUCAUAUGCGUCAACAUCGUUAUCGUGAUAACACUAGGAUUUUGUAUUGCUGUCACAGAAGCCAGCCCUUAUCCACAUAUCAUCGAAGUCUACCGAAAAAGACUCAUGGGGUAGUAGUCUACAGGAGGGAAGGAUAAUAGACGAGCACUUGUUUAGUGAAUCGCAGGAAUUAAUUUUGGGAAGGUGAGGUGGAUUUGCACCACAUCUUCUUCGCGUCCUCUCCUCAAACCAUCUCCCCUUCUGGUGGCAAGACAAUGUCAAAGGGAUAGAAAGUGGACGUGAGCGAAGCGCCUGCGAAGGGUCUUUCUUAAUGCGAUUUUCAUGGGAGAGCUCAUUUCUGUGAGAUAAGAGCCAGCAUGCGCGCUUUGCUGUCUCUGCCUGCUCAAUAUCUCCGUUUCGGCGAUGAGCUCGCACGAAGGCUAGCCAACCUCCGCUGCCGCCGCCGCCGCCGCCAACGACGACGACGACGACGACGACGACGACGACGACGACGACGACGAAAACGCCUCUGUGGAGAACCGAUGGUGACACGGUCCAGUCAACAGCCCUGACCGUCAUUGGUCGUGCAAACCGCCAACACCAGGACUGGUUCGACGACAACGACGCCGUCACCAGCAAUCUGCUCGUCGAGAAGAACCGUCUGCAAAAAACCUACGUAGACCACCCCACCGACGACAACAGAGCUGCUUUAUACCGCAGUCGCCGCCACUUGCAUUAAGGACUCGCAAGGCUAAGGAGAUCCAAGGGUACGCGGACCGCAACGAAUGGAUGAAAUUCUUCUGCGCCAUCAAAGCUGUGUACGGUCCGCGGACCAAGGGCACCGCUCCUCUCGUCAGCGCCGAUGGAACUACCCUUCUCACUGAGAAGAAAAAUUCUACGGCGAUGGGUCGGGCACUUCCGAGGCGUCCUCAACCGUCCCUCCGCCAUCUCCGACGCCGCCACCGCCCGUCUGCCUCAAGUGGAGACCAAUGCCGGCUUCGACCUCGCGUCCUCUCCACACAAAACAAUCAAGACCGUACAACAACUCUUCAGCGGGAAGGCAUCCGGAUCGGAGGCGAUCCCUGCCGAGAUCUACAAGCACGGUGGUUCCCAACUUAUGGAACACCUGACGGCGCUCUUCCGGGAAAUGUGUUGUCAAGUAGAAGUCUCGCGGGAUUUCAAGGACCCCACAAUCGUCUACCUCUACGAACGCAAAGGAAACCGCCAAAUCUACGAAAUCACCGAGGCCUCUUCCUGCUGA